AUGUUUAGCAUAUUAAACAAUCUUUUAAAUAUUUUUAAGAUUAUAAACAGUAAUUUUAACAAUGAAGAAGAUGAAAUUAUUAAUUUUUUAAAGAUAAAAGUUAAAACUGUCUAUAUCUGUUUACCAAUUAGUUUAGAUCAAGAGGAAAAGGAGUUUUAUAAACAAGUAGAAGAAGCUUUAAAUGUUUAUAUGAAGUGGGAAGGCGAAACUAUAGAUACUUCAUUAUAUAUUGAAUAUAUUAACAAGAGAUAUAACAUACAAUUGGAAAUGUUUGAAGAUUUUAAAAAAAUUUUAAGAUGUUUAUCUACAUUUGAAGAUAAAAAGAAUGAUCUUAAAAUGAUUAUUGAAAAAUAUGAAAAUGUUGAUAACAAUGAAGAAUUUGAAAAAGAUCCAUUCAGAGAAUCAUUUAGAAUUUUUUAUAAGAAAUUACAAGAUAAAACCAUUGACUAUUUGAGACUGAUAAUUAGGGAGCUAUUUAAACAACAAAAUAAUGAUCGUGAUGUAAUAAUGUAUCUUGAGGCAUUGAAUGAUCUUUAUGUUAAAACCGUUUUUCCUUAUAGUCCUAUAAAAAAGAUUCUAACAAUAUUUAGAAACAAUAAAUUUGCUAAAAUGUUCUAUGAAUCAUAUGAUCACAUAAUGCCAUUAGUUGAUCUUAUUAGAAAUAAUGCAAAGGGAGAAAUUAUUACAAGUGAUAUGUUAAAAUUAACAAUUCAUGCUAAAAUUAGAGAUUACGAAUCUUCUGCCGGUGAAAAGCUUUAUAAUAUUUGUGGAAACACACAUAUUUUUGAUAAAGAAACUCAUAUUGUUGAUAAAGAAACUCACAUUUCUAAGAUAAUUGAUUUAUUUGUUAGUAAAGUUAUGUAUUUAUUUGAAGUGUAUAAUUCAUUAAACUUAGAUGAUGAAGAUAUUACAAUUCCUAAUGAUGCUCAAAAAAUUUACAAGAAUAAUGAAAUUCUUGAUUUAGUUAUGACGUGUAAAACUGAAUUGAAUCAGAUUAAAUUUGCGAAUGAUAAUGAUUGUAAAAUGAUAACUGAUUUUGUUAAUUUUAUCAUUGAUUUUAUUGAGUUUGUUAAUACUUCUGAUUGUUGUUGUGUUUUAUUUAACACUCUUUCUAAAAAAAUUUACGAGGAUAACAAAAAAACAAAAAAAGUUGUUUCUUCUUUUUAA
Hepatospora eriocheir is the source of this 1167-nucleotide messenger RNA. The record is from the annotation of a GenBank genome assembly. NCBI's taxonomy places the organism in Eukaryota, Fungi, Microsporidia, Hepatosporidae.